AUGCAGAGGAAGACAUCGCGGAAGCAAAUGAUUGGCCGAGCGAAUGUGGGGAAGAGCAGCCUGUACAAUCGAUUUUUGGUGGCGACUGGGAUACCAGCCUCUCACCCGACGCAUUCCCAGCUUGCUAUUGUGGGCCCCGACCCUGGGACAACUCGCGACCGCAAGGAGUCUCUUUGCUCUUGGGGAUCACUGAAUUUACUGCUUGUGGACACACCCGGAAUUGAGACAGAUAUGGACGGUGCACCCUCCAAGUCAGUGGAAGAGAUAUGUGAACAAGCCGCUGGAGCACUAGAGACAUAUGACGUCGUUUUGUUCGUCGUUGAUGGCAAGGAGGGCAUCACGCCUAUUGAUGAAAUGCUUGCGAAGCAGCUGCUGGUAGUCACGAAGGAGAAACCAAAAACUCAAGAGCAUGCUAAAUGCCCCACCGAGGAGCACAUGGCUACGCCUUCAGCCAGUUCAAGCAGGUCUCCAUCAAUCAUCCUCGUGCUGAACAAGACAGAAGGGAUACGGGGGGCGGAAUGCAUAGGAGAGGCCUACGAACUGCAGCUGGGCCACCCCGUAGCAGUGUCUACGAGAACAAAGCAAGGCUUCGACGAAUUAUAUGAACGAGUUAAGGAAGCACUUGAAGAACGAGAGCAGCUCCAACGCAUUCCAUCAGUGUCUCUGGAGCACCAGAAUAUGAGAGAUGUCUCUCACAGGAAUGCGGCUGCAACGGAAGCGUGGCUUCAAGGAUUAUCUCGACGAUACGGCCGUGGUGUGCAACCAGCAUUAGCCUAUAACCAGGCACUGGGAGGGUACUUACACUUGCCGUGGUCGCUGAAAAAGGCACAGGUCGACGGUGCUCCCUCUGAAGAGGCCGAGCAGCUCGAAGAGACGCAAGGCGCUGGCGAGAAACCAAGACAAAAUAUGUUGCAGAGACAGGAGACAUCUGGCGAGCAGGGAGACAGUGGAGUCAUGCCGCUUCAUGACGCUGGAAAGCAGGAACCUCACGACAAAUUUGUUGCCUCUCCCGAAGUUGAAUCCACUUGGGCUUCUCAAGAGAAGGAGAGUGAAGGCCCCAUUCGAAUAACAUUCAUUGGAAGGCCAAACGCUGGCAAGUCCAGUCUUAUCAAUUCUAUCUUGAAGGAGAACCGACUAAAAGCGAGCGCGACGCCCGGUACCACGACCGACUCGAUUUGCAUCAAUUUCUGUUUCAAGAAGCAACAGAUGGCUUUAAUUGAUACAGCAGGAGUUACUAGAGGCUGGAAGAUGCGGGGAGACGACAUGCUGCAGCAAGCGUCAUUGCAAACUAUGCGUAACAUCCGCGGCUCGGACGUGUGCAUCCUAUGCCUUGAUGCCGCCCGUAUAGAAGAGACCGGUAACUUAAGUUCCCAUGACUUGUCACUGGCAAACUUGGCAACUGAGAAGGAGGGGCGCAGCUUGGUGGUAUGCGUUACGAAGUGGGACCUAGUGGAUCUAAACAAGCAAAGCCACGUGCGACGUUUGGUACUCGACCGCCUGCAAACUGGACUAGGCCAUCUGAAGUCCUGCCCCGUGGUUUUCACAUCCGCCACUCAGGCGCAGAAUCUGAACACCUUGCUGAACAAAUCCUGCCUGGUGUAUAGCAAGUGGUGCAGCCGCGUUUCCACUGGCACUUUAAACUCGUGGCUUCAGCAGUACACCGCGCACUGGCCCCCACCGUGGAGGCUGGGGUCGCAAUGCCAAGUGAAGUACAUCACUCAGGUUCAGACGAAACCGCCAACGUUCGUUGCAUGGUCAAACGUGUACUCUCACUUCCCAACACACUAUAAACGACAGCUGAUCAAUGCGAUCAGGGAGGAAUUUGAUAUGAAGGGCAUUCCAGUUCGCCUGGUGCUCCGUACAACUGCAAUGCCCAAGCCUGGAGCAAAGCUCACGAAGGCAGAAGCGCUGAAGUGGAAGAGAUUGGGGCCUCAUCAGUAUCUGGCGGCGACAAAACUCUCUCGGAAGUACGUGGUGAAGAAGGGCGUACGGUAA
Molecule: messenger RNA, 1995 nt
Organism: Eimeria mitis
Lineage: Eukaryota; Apicomplexa; Conoidasida; Eucoccidiorida; Eimeriidae
Product: small GTP-binding protein, putative
Exons: 7
Coding region: 1-1995 (664 amino acids)
Molecular function (GO): GTP binding
Source: RefSeq, a predicted model, not a curated record